AUGCCCGGCGAAUUCAGUGAUUCUGACCUUGAUGGCUUCAUUGUAAACAGCCAGGAUACGGCCUUCAAGUCUCCAGAAAAUGACGCCUAUUCAGCGCGUCCGGCGAAGCGAAGACGCUUGAACAAUGCCGCCUCUUCACGAGCAACCAGCGAGAAUAACAGAACAGAUUCGUCUAGCGAAUACGGAAGCGAUGGAUUCGAAGACGACUUCCCGCUGCCGCCGCGUCGGCGCAAUCGAAAAUUCGAGGAUGAUGGAAGUGAAGAGGAACCCCAGUCAAAAUACAAGAUCUUCGUUCCCAAGAAGACCAGCAUCCAGGAAAAUACGUUUGUGUCGCAGUUGACGCAACCGCAUUCAAGCCCAUCUCAGAUUCGAGGUCCCCGAUGGAAGAAGCCAGACCCACCAGCUCAACAGACAAAUACACUUGGAAAUAUUGGCAGUGCAACUCGAUAUAACAACGAUGACGAUGAUCUCCGAGCUGCCAUAAAAGCCUCGUUGCAUUCCUUUGAAGAGGAGCGGGGUGGUCCGCCGAAUUUAGCAAACGAAACUAUAACACAAAAUGUCCCGAAUACAACGCGUCCAGCAGCUGCGAGGCAACAAGAUGCAAGCUUUGAUUUUGACGAUAUCCCGGAAGAUGCGUUCGACUCGUCUCCAUGUUUGUCUCCUUCGGCUGAACCCACUACCUCGAAUCUUGUCACCCAAUUUUCAAGCAGACCAGCCCUAUCUCAACGCACGAAUCUUCGGCAGACGACACUGUUUCAGUUGGCCACACGAGACCCAGCACAAGCAACCCGUUACGUGUCGCCUCCACCGAGAGAUGAGCCACCUACACACCAUAGAUUGAAUGACCAUGCAUUACAGACAUGGGUAUACCCUAUCAAUAUAGGCAGUGUUCGAGAUUAUCAGUUCAAUGUUUCUCAGAAAGGGCUGUUCCACAACCUUCUGGUGGCUUUGCCUACAGGUCUUGGAAAGACAUUUAUCGCUGCUACUGUGAUGUUGAAUUGGUUUAGAUGGACCAAAGACGCUCAAAUCGUAUUUGCUGCUCCAACAAAGCCAUUGGUUUCCCAACAAGUAGCGGCUUGUUUGGGCAUUGCGGGCAUUCCUCGUUCCCAGACAACUCUCCUUACGGGUAAUGUUCCUCCAGGAACUCGUGCUGAGGAAUGGCAGACAAAGCGAGUAUUCUUUAUGACACCUCAAACAUUGAUCAAUGACCUGAAAACGGGAAUUGCGGACCCAAAACGCAUCGUCUUGUUAGUUGUCGACGAGGCUCACCGAGCCACCGGUGGCUACGCCUAUGUUGAGGUUGUGAAGUUCUUGCGGCGUUUCAACCAAAGCUUUAGGGUUCUGGCAUUAACGGCAACUCCUGGAUCUACUGUGGAGGCGGUUCAGGCCGUCAUUGACGGUCUAGAUAUAGCGAGGGUGGAAAUUCGUACCGAGCAGUCCCUCGAUAUCAGAGAGUACGUACACUCACGCAAUGUCGACGUCCAAACAUUUACGAACUCCGAAGAAAUGGUACUUUGCAUGGAUCUUCUGUCUAAAGCAUUGCAGCCGAGUGUGGAUCAGCUGCGAAAUAUGAAUGCCUACUGGGGACGCGAUCCAUUAACUCUUACUGCGUAUGGCCUCACAAAGGCGCGACAACAGUGGAUGGCCUCUGAUGCUGGGCGAAACGCCAAUUUCGGGAUAAAAGGAAAGAUCAACGCUCUCUUCACCGUCCUGGCUAGUCUAGCUCAUUCUAUUGACUUGCUGAAAUAUCAUGGCAUUGUCCCUUUCUACAAUCAUUUGGUGUCGUUCAAAUCAAAUACCGAUGGACAGAAAGGAGGCAAACACCAGCGAGCGAUUGUUCAAGAUGACAAUUUCAAAAAGCUUAUGGACCACAUCCAGCCAUGGUGUCGAAACCCCGAAUUCAUUGGACAUCCAAAGUUGGGAUACCUUAGAGAUAUAGUUCUGAAUCAUUUUAUGGACGCUGGCGAGGGGACAGCUGGUUCAUCGACGUCCAAUACCCGGUUAAUGAUUUUCGCCCAUUUCCGAGACAGUGCUGAAGAGAUUACAAGAGUCCUUAAGCGACAUGAACCAAUCAUACGACCGCAUGUCUUUGUAGGACAAGCCAGUGCUAAAGGUUCUGAGGGCAUGGACCAGAAAACCCAAUUAAGUGUCAUUGACAAGUUCAAGAACGGUACAUAUAAUACUAUUGUUGCGACAUCAAUAGGUGAGGAAGGACUGGAUAUUGGCGAAGUCGAUCUUAUUGUUUGCUAUGAUUCCUCCGCCAGCCCAAUUCGAAUGUUGCAACGAAUGGGCCGGACUGGGCGAAAGCGCGCUGGUAACAUCAUCCUACUUCUUAUGCAAGGCAAAGAAGAAGAAUCCUAUAUCAGAGCAAAAGACAACUACGAGAAGAUGCAAGAACUCAUUGCUAGCGGCACCAGAUUCACGUUCCACGACGAUAUAUCAGCGCGCAUUCUUCCCAAAGACGUGAAGCCAGCUGUUGACAAGCGGGUGGUCGAAAUACCCCCUGAAAACUCGCAAGAAAAUCUUCCUGAACCCAAGAAGAAAGGCCGUGCUCCAAAACGUCCUCCUAAGAAGUUUCACAUGCCGGAUGGGGUUGAGACUGGGUUUACGAAAGCUUCUCGAAUUGGCGAGAGCAAAGGCUCUGAUAUCCGUGAUAUGUUUCAGGCGAAAAAGAAGGAUAACAAAAAGCAAAGAGCCCCUGCCCCACCUGUGGAGGUUGUUACUGUCCCAUCUAACGAGGAAGUGGCAUUGACACCAGAACAAGAACAUCAACUCGAGGUCAGAUACCGCAAUGUCGGAGGUACGGCGCCUCAGUUUACCAGCCGACCACGCAACGAUGCCUAUCCCGACAUGCAGAGAUCCUCUAGACCAACAAAGUCUGUUGGACAUGGGAAUUUAACGCGGAGAAUGGUGGAUGUUUUGAGAAAGAUGGCUGCAACGGAGCCCAGUUGCGGUGGGAAAUACAAUGCGGUCCUAGACGACAUCCGAAAUAACGCCCAAACAUUGAUGAAGAACAAGGCUUCUACAGAACGCGAUCUGGGCUCAUCAAAUAAAACCAAGUCAGGAAGGGGUUCAAAGUCUGAUUUGCGGCCCUCGAGAAUGACAUCUAUAAGGGGCAGCCCGUCAACCUCGUAUGAAGACACCUUCGAUUCCGCCCAUGCUCGCUCCGUGCACUCCCCACAAGAUUUAUCCGAUGACGGAAAGAAUGGUUCUCUUUUUGUUUCUCAAGCGAGUCUUGAUACGGACUUUGACUUCCCCGACGUCGAAACACUUAGUCGACGUGUUGCUGCUUCCAGGGCUUCUAAGUCGAGGCUGACUGUAAUCGAUAGUGACGACGAUGACGAUUUUAAUUUUUUUGGCUAG
Molecule: messenger RNA, 3363 nt
Organism: Talaromyces atroroseus
Lineage: Eukaryota; Fungi; Ascomycota; Eurotiomycetes; Eurotiales; Trichocomaceae
Product: ATP-dependent DNA helicase mph1
Exons: 1
Coding region: 1-3363 (1120 amino acids)
Biological process (GO): replication fork reversal; interstrand cross-link repair; double-strand break repair via synthesis-dependent strand annealing
Molecular function (GO): hydrolase activity; ATP binding; 3'-5' DNA helicase activity
Source: RefSeq, a predicted model, not a curated record